AUGGGCGCCGUGCUAUCUCUUUCCCCCGCGUCCCGCAAGAACAGCUACUACGACAACCGUCCCGGCUCAUUGGGCCACUACCCGAGCCUGAGCAGCCGUUCCCUCAACAAUCCAAAAGAUGGCGGCUUGAAGCGAGGCCAGUCCAUCUUCCUUCCGGCACUCACGUGGAAACGCUUGGUGGCCUCCACCAAGAAGAAGGGAACCGCCAAGAAAGCAGGUCCGGUGGGCCUGGUGGACCCCUUGAACAACAACAUCUAUCAAAAAGACCCAGUGCUGCAUCUGAACUACGAAAACGUGAGGAAAUCAUUAUCGUGCGCUAACCUUAGUAGCUACGAUAUCGCGCCACGAUUCGGGUACGGUGGCGUGAAAUCCCAGCAGAUUUCUUCAGUGAAAAAAGCACCGCAAGGGACUUCGCCUAAACGCGUUAUCGUCCAGGCGUCUACUAGCGAGCUGCUACGCUGUUUAGGCGAAUUCCUGCGCUGUCGAUGCUACCGCCUGAAGCACUUGUCUCCGUCCGAUCCGGUUCUUUGGUUGAGAGCCGUGGAUCGCUCGCUUCUUCUCCAAGGCUGGCAGGACCAAGCCUUCGUCACGCCGGCUAACGUGGUCUUCGUCUACAUGCUGUGUCGCGACGUGGUGGACGGCGACGUGGUGGCGUCGGAGCACGAGUUGCAAGCCAUCUUGCUGACCUGCCUCUACUUGUCGUACUCCUACAUGGGCAACGAAAUCUCCUACCCGCUCAAGCCUUUCCUGGUGGAGGCGGGCAAAGAGGCGUUCUGGGACCGCUGCCUGGCGAUCAUCAACGCCACUAGCGGAAAAAUGCUGCGGAUCAACGCAGACCCGCACUUUUUCACGCAGGUCUUCGCCGAACUCAAAAGCGAAGGGGGGUACGGGCCGCAAGAUUAUACUCGCGGUCUGGAUCGGUGA
This is a messenger RNA of Nerophis lumbriciformis (worm pipefish), 924 nucleotides long. NCBI's taxonomy places the organism in Eukaryota, Metazoa, Chordata, Actinopteri, Syngnathiformes, Syngnathidae. The record is from RefSeq and is a predicted model, not a curated record.